Molecule: messenger RNA, 6778 nt
Organism: Poecilia reticulata (guppy)
Lineage: Eukaryota; Metazoa; Chordata; Actinopteri; Cyprinodontiformes; Poeciliidae
Gene: ngfra
Product: nerve growth factor receptor a (TNFR superfamily, member 16)
Biological process (GO): Rho protein signal transduction
Cellular component (GO): plasma membrane; cell surface
Molecular function (GO): nerve growth factor binding; coreceptor activity; death receptor activity
Source: RefSeq, a predicted model, not a curated record
CCGCUCCUCCGCAGUGCACUUGCAGCUGAGCAGCUCUCCGGACAGGACCGUCUCUUCCUCCUCCUCCUCCUCCACCUCCUCUCCUUUAUAUCACUUCUGCGUGUGCGCUGGCCAGAGUAACAGCGGCGCUGCUGGGAGGCUGCGGAGUCUCUUCCAUCCGACUCCACGGUGCGGAGGUUUCCCGGACAGACGCGCGACGGUGCGGACUCUUAAUCCCAAUCCGACAACAAUCCGUGCCUCUGGAAUUAAGAUGAGCGCUUCUGCCGCACGGCUCUCCUCCACAUAGCGCCGCAUUUCCCUGCUCCAGAUCCGUUUCAUGCGACUCCUGCGUACGAAGAAGGAUGACUGCUACCUUACCGCUGGUGAUUCUGUGCGCCUUGGCGACGUUAGCGCUGGCGUCCAAGACGGAGCGGGCGCUGAACGUUGAAUGCGACUCUGGCCAGUUCACCACCAGCGGGGAAUGCUGCAUGGAGUGUCCACCUGGAGAGGGCGUGGUGAAGGAAUGUGGCGCCGCUCAGACUGUCUGCGCUCAGUGUUUGGACAGUGAGACCUACUCGGAGAACUACAGCCACACGGAGAAGUGCAAGCCGUGCACCCAGUGUACCGGCCUGAUGCGGAUGGAGACUCCCUGCACCGACUCCAACGACGCCAAAUGCGUCUGCAAGUACAACUUCUACUUCAACAGCGUCUCUGGACGAUGUGAGCCGUGCACUGUGUGCCCGCUGGGACAGGGUGUUUACUCGCACUGCGAUGCUUACCACGACACCAUAUGUGAGGAGUGCGUGGACGAGACGUUUUCUGACCGGGAGAGCUACCUGGAACCCUGUUUACCCUGCACCAUCUGUGAGGAAGACAUCGAGACUCAGCUGGCUGAGUGCACGCCCAUCAGUGACUCCGUCUGCCACAACCCAAACAUGCCUACAGACUUCCCAAUCACAAACAGUGAAGCAUCGAAUUUUCCCGAUUACCCCGACCCGGAUGGCUCGAUCAGCCCGUUCCCGAGCGGAGAGACGACCACAUUAAGCAGCGGCGCUCCUCACUUUCUCGGCCGGGGCUUCAACGAAAACCUCAUCCCGAUUUACUGCUCAAUCCUGGCUGCUGGUGUGGUCGGCCUGGUGGCAUACUUCGUGUUUAAGAGGUGGAAUAGCUGCAAGCAAAACAAGCAGCCAGCUAAUAACCGUGCGGCUACAAACAACCAGAUGGUAACACCGGAGGGAGAGAAGCUGCACAGCGACAGCGGCAUCUCAGUCGACACUCAGAGUCUGCAGGACCAGCAGCAGCAGCAGCAGCACGCACAGGCUGAAGCCCAGCCUCAGCCGUCACGCUCACACACACAGGAGCAAAUAGUGGUGAGGGUAGAUGGAAGCCCCCAGCCCGACUCGCCUCCACCCGAAGUCUAAGGAAGAAGAGGAGGACGAAUUGGCAGGGAACAGAAGGAAGGGGGUGCCACGCAGAGAAUGUAAAAACAAGACAUUGAUUCAUAAUUCAAGUGGCCACAGAAAAACGUACACAACCCUCCAGUAUGCUUGGGGCAGCCGACAGAGACUCUUCGUCCCUGCAUGUGGAGUCAAACUCUGUCUUAUAGCGUGCCUGGACCCUCAAUCUAUGGCAAUAUCAAACAAGAAGACGUAUAACGACAUGCAACAUAGUUUUUAGGAGCUGUCAGUUUAACCUGUACUUCUCUUUCAACGUCUCAGUUUUUAAUUCCAUGUUUAUGCUUUUUUUUAGUAUUAUUUUUCUUUAUUUGGAGGGCAUUUUUUCCCCUCCUGUCUUUCUCUGUUGGCAUCAGAGAUACAAAAACAGCAGGGGUGCCAUGAGCAAUUCCCAGCUUUUUCUGGAAUUUCUUCCUUCCCUUUCAUUUAAUGACCAACGUUAAUGUCAUUGUUUGAGAACGGCUGCAAGAAUUCAUCCUAGUGACUCAUGUUUUGAUGAGACUGCUCAGUAAUUAACUCUUUUUGUGUUUUUGAAUAAUUAGCUGGCUCUUCCUGUGUGCAACAGACAUAAACUCCCUCUCUAGCAGUGCCUCCAGGGAUUGUAUUUCAGCAGCUUCAUGUUCAUAAUGUUUGUCUCAUGUUUGUGUUUGUGCGGUUCUUUCAUUUCGAGGCUUAAGUUACACGACCGAAUCAGCAGGCUGCCUUCGCUGGAUGUGCAACGUGAGAGGAACAUCUCUGGACUCAGCGCCGCUGCUGACUCACCGCGAUGAGUCGUCUGAAGGGAACCGGGGGAGAGGGGGGGAUUCAUUUACGGAGCCAAAAAACAAACAAGCAAACAAAACAGGAUCACGACUGCUAAUUAAACUACUUAAAUGAGUUUGGGACUGGAAAAAAAAAUAAAAUCUGCAGGAGGAAUCCCAUCCACAAUCAUUCUUCGGUGAAAUUGGGACAGCCCUCAGAGGAAGCCGGCACUUCCACCUCCACAAGCUCACUCCUACCGUAAAACACACAGCCUUUCUUACACGAGGCUUACCUGGGAGGCGGGUAGUAAUUACCUCAGGGUUUUAGCUUCAUUUACCCUCUGCUUGCAACACAGUUCCUGCUGAAGCCUCAGUGUGACAUCAUAUUUUCAUUUUCCAAGGCAGAACCACCCGACAUUCACUGCAUUUCCCAGUUGAAAUCAAGCACUUAAGCAUAGGCUUACAUCUCAGGCCUGGUGGCAUUUUUUUUUAUGGAAUGCCCCUUUAAUGUGCCCCUUCCUGCUGCUUGAAGCGAAGUGAGCUUAAAUACCAUGUAAAGGACACAUACUGUAGCCGAGCUUGACUGCAUUCAUUGCUUACAGUGGCACAUAGAUUCUCAGGAUUUAACUUGUUGUAGUAUAACUGAGAUUAAAUGAGUAUUUAAACAAUUUAAAAUGAACAGUAGCUUAAUACUUUGAUUUGGUUGUUUACAUCCUGUUGAUGUUAUCAGUGCAAAUUGUUGGCUUAUAUCUGGGUAGUGAACCAGAUUCUUGCCCGUUCAACUAGCACCAGUAGUUUAAAAUAAUGUGUUAUAUGAGCACUUCGUUAAGGGGAGACGGGUUAUUGUUUACAAUGAGGUGGAAGCUAAUGCUGCAUUCACGCCAAACACGUUUGAGCAUCAGGCACGUCUGGUUUAUGUUCAAAGCCUAUGUGGACGUUUCACGCGUCUAGGAAAAUCUGAACUUUCACUGCACUACGCGGCGCAUCAACCAAUCAGAGAGACUCUGCUAUGUGACAUAACGGCCUGUAGUUGGUGUCCUGUCAGGAGGCACUGAUGCCGAUUAGCUGGUCGUCAAAAACUGGGCUCAAGUGAGAUGAAAACAUUGCUGAUAAGUGACCGUCGUCAGCGCCCAGCUAGCUUGUGAAAACUUACAACUCACAUUCUGUUGAUUUCAAUAAAUGAAACCUAGACAGCGUUUCAUCUGCCGUUGUUCAAAGUAAGAAAGGGGAAAAAAUUUCAAGAAGCUCCAACGUGCAUUGUGCCGUCACUGUUUUUUGUUCAAUAGAAACUGAACGCAAAAUGUCCGUCAUCUGAGCCUCCGCUAUGACUGCAGAAGCUUUCACUACAUAAUAAAUUGGUGUUACUCUCUCAGUUUCAUUCGCCAUUGUACAAACAGACCUGCAACGGAAACCAACGGCUCGUCCUAAAUCAGGUCUAGCGCGAUUUUGAUGUGCGUCCAUAUAGACUCUGAAUGUAUCCAGACGAGGCUGACGCUCAAAUCGCUUUUGUUGUGAACGCAGCAUUUGCGUCAAGCGUUUGACUUCAAAGCUGCUGAAGCCAGAGGCGUUUUUGACGAGCAAUGCGUGUUCGGUCUGAACGCAGCAUCAAGGCCAAAAGUGCAUGCGCGUUUGACGAUGAGCUAACGCCACAGCGCCAUCUAGUGGCCUGGCAUGACAACUACAGCUGACUCGAGGUGCGCAAGAGGAAAAUUUCCCCAAUUAACAAUGGAAAAUACCGGCAGUUUCCAGGCAAUGGUCUUAUGUAAAUGUAGCCUUAUUGGCCAUUUACUAUAAAAUCUUGGUUGUUCACAAUCAAUUAGCCAUGAUGCUAGCGGACUGCAAAAUGGAACGUGGCAAUUAAGCUAAAUCAAAAGAACCAGCUGAUGGAAAAGUAGAACAAAAAAUGAAGUUUAAAAAAAAAAAAAAACUAAUUUAGUUACCAUUUUGGGAAUUGCUUCACUCCAACUAGCCUUUUGCUUGAAUUACCACAAAGGUUAUUCCCGGUUUCUUGACACAACCUCUUCAGACGACAAACUGUCCGUCUAAUUUUUGUCAAAGUUUUGUGAAAAACUAUUUACCCUUUUAAGAUUUCCUCUGUUUUUGCCAACAGUUCAAUUUCACUUCCAAAGUAAUCCCUCAAAUAUAAUCUGCCAGACAAAAGAAAUAAAAAGAUAUUUUCUCUUUUUGACAAUCUGGAACACUUAAUCUGGAAUUACCCAAAUGUGAGAAAAAUGUAAAAAAGACAUCUGUGAGGGCACGGAUACAUUUUCACUGCAGUUUGAAUGCAUAAAGCUCAGAAAAUAUUGCGUUGCCCUGCCUAAACCCUGUAGCUUUAAUGCAUAUUUAUUUAACAAAGAGACAAAAAUAGUAAAAAUCAUUCGGUACUGACAUUAUUCCCAAUUUUUCUUUUUUUUUAAUGAAAAAUGUCUGGCUUGCUAAGUUGAACAAGUUACAGUAAUGUUUACUUUGUUUACUAUGCUGGUGAGGAGAGCAGGUUUCAGAUAACCUAUGUAUCAAAAGAAUGUGUGCCUGUCUGUAUUUUUAGGUAGGAAAAAAUGUUUUAUUGCAUUAGAAUAUAAGACAUGAAUGAAUAAUCUGAUCAGAUGACAGUUGGUGGAUUGGCAUAGAUUUGUCUAGAAAUAACCAGAUUGCAAGUGUUAGAGAGUUUCACACUGAUUUAUUAUUUUUUUUCUAACUAACAACACAUUUUGCUUAGGGAGUCACUUUUCAACAAUAUCCGAGAGGUAUCAGUUUUGUCAUUUUAUUCUCAGCAAGAGUGUGAAUUCAGACAAAACCUUUAAGGAAACAAAAGAUGUUUUUUUUAGCUUGUUAGCGGCGCUUUUAGAGUUUAGUGAUAGAUAGGAAAUGUCUCGCUGAGGGAAGAAAACAGUGAAAAUGACUCAUUACGUCCUGUGUGGCUCUGCAUGGAUCAAUCACUCGGCCACAAACACCCCAAGACAAUUAAACUUUCUGGUCGCCUCACUUUUGAUUCAUGAAUCAGUGCAGUGUAAUAAAUGAAAGCAAACAAAAGUCUGCUGUAGUUUGCAGCUCUGUAGCAGAUGUUGGUGUGAACACGUAACCACACACACACACACACACACACACACACACACACACAGAAGUGUAUGAUUCACUCCUCUAUUGAGAGCUGGAGUGAUUCAUCCUGAUCCUGCAUGAGGGACUGACAUUAAAGCAGACUUCGCUACACUUGGUAUGAAAGACCAGAAAGUUGAUUUAAAGGAAAAAAAACACAUUUUCUUCAUCUCCAUCCCCCCGCUGAGGUUCCAUCAGCCCUCCAGCAGUGCCCUCAUCCUGCCAUAAAGCUGACGUAUUCCCUUCUCCAACAGAUUGAGACACUUUGUGAGAAUGUACAGCCUGGGUAGAAACAGAAAAAUAUGCAAGACAUGUUCCAAGGAAUAGUUUUCAUUAGGGAUGCCCGAUAUUAUCAGCAUGGCAUCGUAUCGGCCGAUAUUAGCGGUAAAUCAAAAAUAACUCACCAAUAUAAAGGUGUUGUUUUAAUAGAGCAAAUGAAUAAAUUUGAUGGUAAACAUACUGCAAGUUGAAAGUGUUGAAUCAUUUUCAGUCUCUAUUUCUAGCAUUUGCAUUUGGUAGCAGGCUAAAUUGACAAAGAUAAUACAGUAUUUUAAUUCCACAGUAGAGAAAGCCGUAUAGUUUCAGUAAGUAGGUAUCGGGAAAAAAAAAAAAUAUCGGUAUUGGUAUCAAAUGAGUUUUAGCAUAUCGGCAUAUUGAACAAAAAUCCAAUAUCGUGCAUCCCUAGAUUAUCAUGUUUGGCCCAUUUCUGCAGGUCUGAAUUGUUUUUCUCCUGACAUUUCCACUUUAUCAGUAGUACCACCAUCUUGAAUAAGCAUUUUUUUUCUAAGUGAGCACUUAUUAGAUAUAAUAUGAUUGCACUCAAAGAGUGUACCACAGUUCAAGUGCCUGUGUACAGUGUCUAACGUUUUUUGAGUUCAGAUGUUUUAACUGUUACUUAUGUUUUUAUUUUGCAUCUUUUUUCCAUUUGUGUUUUUUAUGUGCUUUCUUUUAUAUAUUUUAGAACUAAUGAAGGAUUUUCAUGAACUGAAGUCACAAACAUGGAGCCUUGGAGACUCACGAAAACUGUAAAAACUUGGCACCAUUAUAGAGACUUACAUUACAAACAGGUUGCCAAUGAACACAUACUGUAUGUUAAUAUGAUGUAUUAGGGUCAUGUAGCAUUUUGAAAGCUUAAACAUGUUGCCAGGUACUUUCACAAGGCUGUUUGUCAACAGAAAUGAGCGCUACUGUACAGAUUUAAUGCAUGUACAGUAGUUUUAUCAAGUACCUCCAUUAUAGAGGCAUCAAGAUAUGUAAUCUUCAGCAUAGUGAUGUCUGUGGGGAGGCUCACUGUGAAUCUCUGAGAUUUUAAUACUUGAUACAAACACAUCAGGACUUGGUCCCCCCCCUCCCAAAAAAACGCUGAAUGUCCUAUGUAGUUACCUACUAAUGUAAAAUGCAUUGUGUAAAUGUGAAUUUCUUAGAGUUGAUACGAGAUAGAAAAACAUGCUUUAAAUAAAACGGAAAAAAAACUGAAAUGUGUGCAACAGUAAUAAAAUCACAAUAAAAAGA